Cladophialophora yegresii CBS 114405 is the source of this 684-nucleotide messenger RNA. RefSeq lists its product as uncharacterized. The record is from RefSeq and is a predicted model, not a curated record. The transcript has 3 exons. The coding region runs from base 1 to 684 and encodes 227 amino acids. Lineage: Eukaryota; Fungi; Ascomycota; Eurotiomycetes; Chaetothyriales; Herpotrichiellaceae.
AUGCCAGAACAUUUUGAUCUCUCGAAACCCAAUCGCCCCAUCCAGGUGGGAGUGAUACUGUUGAACUCGGAGACGGAGGUGCUGGACGUUGCCCCGAUCGACCUGCUGCAUGCUAUGUCAAAGAAAUUCGUUGCAGCCCUGGAGCCAUUCUAUCCGGGAGACAUCGACGCUCAAGCUUUAGACAUCGAGUUCCACUGGGUCAACGAGACCGGUAAAACGGCACGACUGACUGGAGGUAUCACGCUUGUGCCGACCGACACCUUCGCGAACUGUCCACCGCUCGACAUCGUGCUCAUGGGAGCUCAUGUACAACUUGGAGAUUACUCCCCGACCCAGGCGGAGCUUGACUUUAUGCGGAAGAGCUAUGAUGACUGCUCGGCCUUCAUUACGAUAUGUGGAGGGUGUCAGGCGCCUUUCCAGGCCGGCCUGUUCAAGGACAAGACGGUGACAGCGCCACGCUUCAUGCUAGACCAACUGCGCCAGACAGCGCCUGGGAUAAAUUGGGUGGAGAAGCGCUGGCAGAGGGAUGGCAAGCUGUGGACGAGUGGGGCAUUGCUGAAUGGGUUGGAUCUCAUGCGUGCUUUCGGCACAGCAUACUGGGGUGGCGAAGGCACUCUGUUGCAGUUCGCGCUGGACGCCGGGCACUACCCACAGAGAGAUGUUGAUUAUGCUGACGCCCCAUGA